GCUGCCAUCUUGCAGCGUGCGGGUCCGCCGCCGCUGCAGUCGCUCCCCGGAAAGUGGGCCCCGAGCGAGCGACAGCGUGUCCUGCUCAGAUUGCGUUCUUUUCCCAUUGCCAGCCCUGCCAAACAGCCCUGCCGAGGUUGUUCAGCUAAUUAACCUGUCGCCCGCGGCCUGACGCCGUGCCCUCCGCCGCGAAACGGAGCUCCGGGAACGUCUGCCGCGAUGCCGAACGUGCAGCUGCCGCCCAAGGAGAGCAACCUCUUCAAACGUAUCUUGAAAUGUUACGAGCAGAAGCAGUACAAAAAUGGCCUCAAGUUUUGCAAGAUGAUUCUUUCGAAUCCAAAAUUUGCUGAACAUGGAGAGACUUUGGCUAUGAAAGGAUUAACAUUGAACUGUUUAGGAAAAAAAGAAGAAGCAUAUGAAUUUGUUCGUAAAGGACUUCGUAAUGAUGUCAAGAGUCAUGUCUGUUGGCAUGUAUAUGGCCUCCUGCAGCGUUCUGAUAAAAAAUAUGAUGAAGCUAUUAAGUGUUACCGAAAUGCCCUCAAGUUAGAUAAAGAUAAUCUGCAAAUCUUGAGGGAUCUCUCUCUGUUGCAGAUCCAAAUGAGAGAUCUUGAAGGCUACCGAGAGACAAGGUACCAGCUUCUUCAGUUGCGCCCAACACAACGUGCUUCCUGGAUUGGAUAUGCCAUUGCAUACCAUUUGCUGAAAGACUAUGAUAUGGCACUCAAACUCUUGGAAGAAUUUAGACAAACACAGCAAGUUCCUCCCAACAAAAUAGACUAUGAAUAUAGUGAACUGAUACUAUAUCAGAAUCAAGUGAUGAGAGAGGCAAAUCUCUUUCAGGAAUCUUUGGAACAUAUUGAAACAUAUGAGAAACAAAUAUGUGAUAAACUUUUGGUGGAAGAAAUUAAAGGGGAAAUACUGUUGAAAUUGGGAAGAUUAAAAGAAGCCAGUGAAAUAUUCAAAAACUUGAUUGACCGGAAUGCAGAAAACUGGUGUUACUAUGAAGGCUUGGAAAAAGCGCUACAACUUAGCACUUUAGAAGAGAGGCUUCAGAUUUAUGAAGAAAUUUGUAAGCAGUACCCCAGAGCAAUUUCACCUAGAAGAUUACCUUUAAGUCUUGUUCCAGGUGAAAAAUUCAGAGAACUAAUGGAUAAAUUCCUGAGAGCAAACUUCAGUAAAGGUUGCCCACCUUUGUUUACUACUUUGAAAUCUUUAUAUUAUGAUACAGAAAAGGUUUCUAUAAUCCAGGAACUUGUUACUAAUUAUGAAGCUUCUCUUAAAACGUGUGACUUUUUUAGUCCCUAUGAGAAUGGAGAAAAGGAGCCUCCAACAACUCUACUCUGGGUUCAAUAUUUCCUGGCCCAGCACUUUGAUAAACUUGGACAAUAUUCUUUGGCUUUGGAUUAUAUUGAUGCUGCAAUUGCUAGUACUCCAACUCUAAUAGAGUUAUUCUAUAUGAAAGCAAAAAUUUACAAGCAUAUGGGUAAUCUCAAAGAGGCUACAAAGUGGAUGGAUGAAGCUCAGUCUUUGGAUACAGCUGAUAGAUUCAUUAAUUCCAAAUGUGCAAAAUACAUGCUUCGAGCAAAUAUGAUAAAAGAAGCAGAGGAAAUGUGCUCCAAGUUCACAAGGGAAGGAACAUCUGCCAUGGAAAAUCUAAAUGAAAUGCAGUGUAUGUGGUUUCAGACAGAAUGCAUUUCAGCUUAUCAGCGACUGGGGAGAUAUGGGGAUGCUUUGAAAAAAUGCCAUGAAGUAGAAAGGCAUUUUUUUGAGAUAACCGAUGAUCAAUUUGACUUCCAUACAUACUGCAUGAGAAAGAUGACCCUUCGUGCCUAUGUUGACCUUUUGAGAUUAGAAGAUAUUCUCAGAAGACAUGCCUUUUAUUUCAAGGCUGCUAGAUCAGCGAUUGAAAUAUAUUUGAAGUUAUAUGAUAAUCCUUUAACUGAUGAAAGCAAACAACAAGAAAUAAAUUCAGAAAACCUGUCAGCCAAAGAAUUGAAGAAAAUGCUUAGCAAGCAGAGAAGAGCUCAGAAAAAGGCUAAGUUAGAAGAAGAGAGAAAGCAUGUGGAAAGGGAACGUCAACAAAAAAAUCAAAAGAAGAAAAGAGAUGAAGAAGAAGAAGAAGCCAGUGGUCUUAGGGAAGAACUUGUACCUGAGAAAUUAGAAAGGGUAGAAAAUCCAUUAGAAGAAGCCAUCAAGUUUCUUACACCUCUUAAGAACCUUGUUGCUGAUAACAUUGACACCCAUCUACUAGCAUUUGAAAUAUAUUUUAGAAAAGGAAAGUUUCUGUUAAUGCUACAGUCUGUCAAACGAGCUUUUGCCAUCAACAGUAAUAAUCCAUGGUUACAUGAGUGUUUAAUUAAAUUUUCUAAGUCUGUGUCUAGUCAUAGCAACCUUCCAGACAUUGUGAGCAAAGUUCUGUCUCAAGAAAUGCAGAAAAUAUUUGUCAACAAGGAUUUGGAUAGUUUUAAUGAGGAUUUUCUCAAACAUAACACUACCUCUCUUCAACAUCUACUUUCAGGUGCUAAAAUGAUGUAUUUUCUGGACAAAUCAAGGCAAGAGAAAGCAAUUGCUAUAGCCACUAGGUUGGAUGAAACUAUAAAAGAUAAAAAUGUAAAGACUUUAUUAAAGGUUUCUGAGGCACUGCUUGAUGGCAGCUUUGGGAACUGCAGUUCCCAAUAUGAAAAAUACCGGAUGGCCUGUCACAAGCUUCUUCCUUUUACAUCUGCUUUCCUGCCUGCUGGGAAUGAAGUCCAGAGUCCUAGUGUGGCACUGAACCAUACAGCUAAUAACAACGAGGUCUUAGCAAUUGAAAUUUGAAAUUUUGUGGACGUUAACUCCUGCAGACUCAAAACUGAGCUCACAUCAGGGUUUCUUUUUCAGGGUGCAUUUUAAUAUAGGUAUGAAAUGAAAUAUUGCUGUAGAAUUUUUAAAUGGAGUAUUCUAUAAGUCUAUUUUAUUCUCUGACUCUGCCAGUUUACUUAAAUAUCUGUUAAAAUGACUUGUUUAUACUUGUACAGUUUUUCUUAAAUUCCCAUAUUAUCAGCACCGUAGUGGCUGCUGUUGCUUCUAUAUCAUAAUUAAGAUAAUUUCUGAGUAAGUGAGGUUGUAUCAGCCCUUGGAUAUUAUUUUUUAGAUCCUGGUUUCAGGAUCUAUAUCUUCAUCCCUUGUCUUCCUAGUUUAUUUUAUCAGUGCUUAUUUGCUUGCUGGCUUUUGUUUAGAAGUACUAACUAUAUGUUUAAAAAUAGGCAUAAAAAUGGUAACUUACUGUAUAAGGGUACUUCAGUUUCUGUAAGUGAUUUAGAAUGUGAAAAUCGAUUUGCUUCUUAAUCAUGUAAAUUCACUGGAAAUUUGUUGCAUAAUCUGUGUGUCUCAAAGACCCACGUGCAAGAGUUCUGCUUUUUUGAGCAAGUUGCUUAACAAAUUGAACAAGUGGUUUAUCCUGUGAAGUAUGCUUCCAGGGAGCAUAAUGGGGCAGAAUACAGAUUAAAAUGAAGCACUAAUUACUCUUACAAUCCCACAUUAAUUACUAAGUGCAUUUUUAGAUCUCUCAGUAAAAUGAGAAUUUCAGCUACCAUUAGUUUAAAUAGUGUUGUUAAACAAUAUUUUGAGGGAGAUAGGUUUUUGUCAUAUCUUGUACAGGAAACAGUAAUGGAAUCACCCACUAUGUCUCAGAACUGUGUAAAUAUGUCUGUAAUAUUACUGCUUCCCUUUAAGCCAAUGUCUCAAAAGGGAGAUUUUAUUUAGACAGUUCAAUUAAAAUGGCUUUCUUUACCUAAUCUGUUCAGAUUCAUAAUUGUUGAGAUGGGGAAGAAUACUCACUAUAAAAUAAUGCCGACCUAGAUAAUGCUAUAAUAAAUUAUU
This is a messenger RNA of Castor canadensis (American beaver), 3861 nucleotides long. It is a transcript of the gene Naa16, whose product is annotated as N-alpha-acetyltransferase 16, NatA auxiliary subunit. Gene Ontology annotation, cellular component: NatA complex; cytoplasm. NCBI's taxonomy places the organism in Eukaryota, Metazoa, Chordata, Mammalia, Rodentia, Castoridae. Gene Ontology annotation, molecular function: protein binding. Gene Ontology annotation, biological process: N-terminal peptidyl-methionine acetylation. The record is from RefSeq and is a predicted model, not a curated record.